This is a messenger RNA of Cyclopterus lumpus (lumpfish), 1735 nucleotides long. It is a transcript of the gene gpn3, whose product is annotated as GPN-loop GTPase 3. Lineage: Eukaryota; Metazoa; Chordata; Actinopteri; Perciformes; Cyclopteridae. The coding region runs from base 563 to 1420 and encodes 285 amino acids. The record is from RefSeq and is a predicted model, not a curated record. The transcript is spliced from 8 exons. Gene Ontology annotation, molecular function: GTPase activity.
AGUCGUUGCGAGUUGCAGCUAAAGAGUCAUCGUGCAACACAAGAGCACAAUCGCGCACAUGUAAGUCUACGUGACCGCGCAGCGCAAGAUGUGACGAUGACCUACCAACGAGUCCUGUUACGGCUCGCCUUGCCAACUCCAUUCACUCUUUUUAGCCUCGAGACAUUUUCAAGACAGAUUUGAGGAGCUCGUGAGAAGCAGCACGGUUGCCGUGUACGAGAAGCCGGUGUGGGCGGGUUUGGCAACGAGUUUAGUUUCGCAGCAGUUUUGGUUUCUAUAAUAAGAAGCAGGGUUGCAGCAGUCCUGCAUGCUGGUGUUGUGUCAGUUUGUUGCUUCCUCCUCUUCUUCGUCCUUUUCUUCUUCUGCUCUCCGGUUUCCGCUCGUAUCGACGCUUCCAGGGGUACUGACGUUACCUCAAGGCGGUAGGUGGCAGUAGUGAGUCUGAACAUCCCUGAAAAGAAGAAGAAGAAGAUAAAUCAUCAGUACAUAACAUAGCUAAACUAGCUACUUUAAGCGAAUAUAGGUAUUUAACUUGACCACAACACCUUCUCAUUGAGGCAGAAUGCCUCGUUAUGCGCAGCUCGUGAUGGGCCCGGCGGGGAGCGGCAAGAGUACCUACUGCUCCACCAUGGUCCAGCACUUAGGGUCCAUGAACCGCUCAGCCCAUGUAGUCAAUCUGGACCCAGCAGCUGAGCACUUUGACUACCCCGUCAUGGCAGACAUCCGUGAGCUCAUCUCGGUGGAAGAUGUAAUGGAGGACCCGUCUCUCAGAUUUGGCCCUAACGGAGGCCUGGUCUUCUGCAUGGAGUACUUUGCCAACAACUUUGACUGGCUGGAUGAAAGCCUGGGUCAUGUGGAGGAUGACUACAUACUGUUCGACUGCCCAGGUCAGAUUGAACUUUAUACACACCUCCCUGUAAUGAAGCAGCUGGUGGAGCAGCUCCAGCAGCGGGAGUUUCGGGUGUGUGGGGUCUUUCUGGUAGACUCCCAGUUCAUGGUGGAGUCUUUUAAGUUCCUCUCAGGAGUCAUGGCUGCCCUGAGUGCCAUGGUGUUAUUAGAGAUCCCUCAAAUAAGCAUCAUGACAAAAAUGGACCUGCUUAGUCCCAAAUCCAAGAAGGAGAUUGAGAAGUACCUGGACCCAGAUAUGUACUCAAUGAUGGAAGAUAGCUCGGAUAACAACAGAAGCACAAAGUUCAAGAAUCUGACUAAAGCCAUCUGUGGUCUGAUUGAUGACUACAGUAUGGUGAGAUUCCUGCCCUUUGACCGCACAGAUGAGGAAGGUAUGAACAUAGUACUGCAAAAUAUUGACUUCUGCAUACAGUAUGGAGAGGACCUGGAAUUUAAGGAGCCAAAGGAGGUUGAUGAAGAGUCAGCUGACCUAAAUUAUGAUGAGGCUUUUCAAGACAAAGUGGACAGCUGAGGAGUCGAGUAACUCCAGGACUAGUUUGAGGAUAACAACCAGGAUUCCCUAUAUCAACCCCAGAUGGAGAAUAGCAUGAAACUGCAAGGACAACAAUAAACGGGCAUGUGUGGGGAAAAGAAUGACAGAAGAUCAUGAGUACCAUGUAUCGUUUAUGUUCAGAAGUGUUUUGUUCCUGUCCUUUUUGAUAUUUUGGGGGAUUUUAACCCAUUCAUGUUUCAUUAUUUCAGGGCCAGGUUUAAUUGUAAAGAGUCGUUUGUAAAUACAUGUAUUAAUGCUAUAUUUUUAAAUAAAAUGAAAAAAUAUUCAACUUGA